AUGUCCACCAAUGCUACUUCCACAGUUCCUGUCGCACUCCCUUCUGUCUCAUCCCUAGAUAAGACAUUUGGUGGCGUACUGAUUGCGACUUUUAUCGGGCUCAUUCUAUAUGGCUUGACGGUACACCAGACGCUCACCUAUUACCGAGUGUACACUGAGGACUCGUUCCUGCUGAAGCUCACAGUCCUUUGCCUCGCACUGCUGGACGCUGGGAACGCGGUCGUGACCAUGCAUGCGUACUAUCACUACCUCGUCACCAACUAUUUCAACCCUUCAGCCCUACUUGGUGGUGUUUGGUGA
Molecule: messenger RNA, 300 nt
Organism: Dichomitus squalens LYAD-421 SS1
Lineage: Eukaryota; Fungi; Basidiomycota; Agaricomycetes; Polyporales; Polyporaceae
Exons: 5
Coding region: 1-300 (99 amino acids)
Source: RefSeq, a predicted model, not a curated record